UAGUCCGUAAUUUAAAACCGGCACAUCGCGAGAUUUGGUGGUAAUCGCGCCGAACAGCGCCCAUGUUGUUGGCCCCCACGUGAUGUGAUUAUGGCAAACCUCCAUGGAUGUUGGCCUACCAUGGAAUCAUCAUUAUAAACAACUACUAGCCUACUAGCAUCAUCAUGAAGAAAAUACAAGGAUUCUCUGUGUCAUCCUGACACAAAGUGUUCCAUAAUGGAGGAUGUGGUUUUACAUUACAAGCCUGCCGACGCAGGUCAACUGAGCAGCCUGAUAUGGCGGACAGAGACUGCGCUGGAGCCAUUUCUCUGCCGGGUCUUGCCAACCUUUACACCCUGGUUUCCAUCCACUAGUGACCGGCUGUUACCCAUCCGACCCUCAAAACCAGCUCCAACAGCCCAUGCCAUCACCAGGAAGACCCAAGAAGACAACCAAACCCACCAGAACUCAAAAAACCUGACAAGCAGAGUAUGUUCUGGUGACUCUACCUCAAGCUCUCUGCCAGACAGAUUAAAGUCAGAUAAAAGGGUGUAUACGACUGAUCAUCCAGUAUACAAUAACAAACAAGACAUUCAAUCACAGAUACCAGUAAACAGACUGCAUGAGACCGACCAACAACAGAAGCCCACAUUUGCGGUUGUCAUCAGUGACGCCGGGCCUGAAAAUCAAACAGUUUUCUCCUGCAGCAACAUAACCCGAAGCACUAGACCGUCUCAAGGGAAACUAGAGAAAUCCAAUAAUGUCUCGUACAUUCCAAAACCCCCCCACUCUCCUCUUCCUCCCCUUGCAACUGUCAGCCAGCCGAGCCCACCCAACCACACUUCACCAGACAGGGCUAGGCCGCCACCAGAAAAGAGGACACAGAAACCCGUGAGUGGACCACACAUCCGAGACGGGGCCGUCAAAAGGUCCUGGAGCGUUGUGGCACAUCACAGGCUUCCACUGCGGAGUACCCCACCCCUGUCCAAACCCUUCCUCAAGACGGUGAUCCGGCAUGGGCUGCACCUGCAGCAGAGGGCCCGCUGGGUCCUCGGACAACACAACUUGGGGUCCGCUGGCGACAUGGAGCAGGUGUGGCGGCAGCUAAACCGCUCCAUCAAGAGGUCCAGUCUGCCAACAUGUAACGCCAACAUCCAGAGGGAGCAGAGGCAGAUCUGGGUCUUCUGUGAUGUUCUCUACUCUGAGCACGUCGGGAAACACCUGAAAGAGGAGCUGGCUCUCUCUGGACAGAUCACCCUCUCUGUGCCCAAACUGGGCAACAUCCUCACCUUAUAGUUCUCUGCACUAUGGACUUUCAACCUGUAACCAAUGCAGACCCUUAUGUCUGGACAGAAACCUUCUUACGCCUUGUUCACACUACCUCCGUCCGUUGACGGAUCUCAUUGACUUUGCAUGGGGUGCUCGUGAAAUGCAUUGUGGCUCCGUCCGUCCAUUCGGCUCUGUGGCCAGCCUGUGUCAAAAAGUUGAGAAAUGUUCCGUUACAUUUUUUAAAGAAAUGUGGAAUGAUAGGAUUGUUCUUAGUCACCUGUUGUUGGUGUCAUCUUUUGUAUUUAUAUCCACACAUCGGCUUUGUAGCGGGGAAUGAUUUGAUUGGCUGCAAUAUGCAUCUGCAGAGACUAGUCCCCUAUACGUCAGACACGCCCUCAGUCAUCCGUUGACGGACACAUGUAGUGUGAAAAAGGCGUGAAUCAAAAAGUUUAGAAAUGUUCAACUUUUCAGGCAGCAACGGAUCCGUUGGCCAAUCAGACUGCGUUCUGCAAAUAUACGCAAGGACACUGUCCAAUAAAAUCGCCUUUGUAAUACAACCCGGAAGAACACAUGGAUACGUCAACAAGCCCCCAUCCGUCGACGUACGCAUGUAGUGUGAACAAGGAGUCACAGAUGUGGUGGGAUGCAGCAGAGACUGAAUCAAUAAACAUUCCCAGUUAUCCUAUGUUAAGAAAGAAUGUGAAGCAUUUAUAAAUAAUUUGCCUACAGGGGAACAUCACAUUUAUUAAACAAAGAUUUUUUUUUGCAA
Gadus macrocephalus (Pacific cod) is the source of this 2017-nucleotide messenger RNA. RefSeq lists its product as uncharacterized. Bases 217 to 1275 code for a protein of 352 amino acids. The transcript is spliced from 4 exons. Gene Ontology annotation, biological process: negative regulation of double-strand break repair via homologous recombination; positive regulation of isotype switching; positive regulation of double-strand break repair via nonhomologous end joining. NCBI's taxonomy places the organism in Eukaryota, Metazoa, Chordata, Actinopteri, Gadiformes, Gadidae. The record is from RefSeq and is a predicted model, not a curated record.